AUGGCCUCGAGACUUCGCAUCGUCCCCCGAAUUCUCUCUCGCCCGACUCCCCGCACCUCUCCUGUCGCUCGCUCAUUCAUCCGAUCACUUUCCGCAUCGCCUGUCAUGUCCGCACCGGCCUCGUCUUCCACGCCAACCGUGUGGUACCCCCCGCAGAAGCAGACCGAUGAGCCCGUCCUCAAGGUUUACAACUCCAUCACCAAGAACAAGGACACCUUUGUUGCUACCAACGGCCGCCAGGUCGACUGGUACAACUGUGGACCUACUGUCUACGAUGCCUCGCACAUGGGUCACGCUCGGACAUUGUCCGCCAUCAUUAUGCGCGCGCGGGAAGGAUAUCUGCUAAAGGAGACAAAGGAGAAGAACCCAAAGCUCACCUCUGAGCUCAUCGCUGAUGCGCGCAAGGCGUUCGCCGCCUUCCUUCCGAAGCUAGUGAAGAACCUCCCCUCGCCCGUCGACGCUCCCAACGGCGACGAUGCCCUUGAGCACUUCAACGCCAUUGCGAAGAAGGCUGCUUCCGAUCCUGCGUUCGUCGAGGCUGGCAAGGAGAAAGAGGAGAAGUUCGGUCUCUACAUCACCAGCCUGACGCAGGCGCGUGAUGCCAUCCUGACCGCUGAGAAGCAGCUCGAGUCUGGUGCCGCUGGUAGCGUUGACGCCCUCGUUGACGGCACCGCCAGCGUCCUCGGCCCGUAUUACGGCGAGACGAAGGGCAACACGAUCGCCGACCCCGUUGGUGUCAGCCGAGACCUCGCGCAGUACUGGGAGCAGCGCUACUUCGAGGACAUGGACCGCCUCCACAUUCUUCGCCCGGACGUCAUCACCCGCGUGUCCGAGUACGUUCCCGAGAUUGUUGCCUUUGUCGACCAGAUUAUCAAGAAUGGAUUCGCGUACGAGGCUGAGGGAUCGGUCUGGUUCGACGUGAACAAGUUUGAAGGAUCGGAUGGCGAUGGAUUCAGGCAUCAGUACGCCAAGCUGCAGCCGAGCAGCAAGGGCAACUGGAAGCUCCUCGACGAGGGAGAGGGUGCACUCACCGGAACGAAGGGCAAGCGCCAGCCGCAGGACUUUGCUCUGUGGAAGGCCAAGUCGAAGCCCGGAGAGCCGGCGUGGCCUUCCCCUUGGGGCGAGGGACGACCGGGUUGGCACAUCGAGUGCUCCGUCAUGGCUUCCGAGAUUCUCGGCAAGAACAUUGACAUUCACUCCGGCGGUAUCGACCUGAUGUUCCCGCACCACGACAACGAGCUCGCUCAGUCCGAGGCGUACCACGGCAACAAGCAGUGGAUCAACUACUUCCUGCACACGGGACACCUGCACAUUGAGGGUCUGAAGAUGUCCAAGUCGCUGAAGAACUUUAUCAGCAUUGACGACGCUCUGAGGGAUUACACUGCUCGCCAGCUCCGCCUCGCGUUCAUGCUCAGCCCGUGGAGCUCGCGACUCGACUUCAAGCGCGACCUGAUCGCCGACACCAAGGCGAAGGAGGAGACGAUCGACAACUUCUUCACCAACGUCAAGGCGCGUCUCAGCGAGACGCAGGCCAAGGGCAUGAACACGGACGGCAAGCACCACUUUGAGUCGCCGGAGAAGCAGCUGCUCGAGGACCUGUCUCGUGCGCAGCUUGCUUUCCGUGCCGCGCUUUGCGACUCGUUCAACACUCAGGGAGCUGUUCAGGUCCUCCUCGACCUGAUCCAGAAGGUCAACGUGUACUUCUCGCAGCGUGGACGCGAGUACAACAUUGAGCCCGUGCGCGUCAUUGCGCAGUGGAUUACGCGCCAGCUCGUCAUGUUCGGUCUCGGCGAGGGCCCGCUCGCCGCCAACGCUAGCGCGAUCGGAUGGGGCAAGGCCGGCGACGAGGGUGGUUCCGGAGACUUCGAGGCCAAGCUCGACAAGUACAUCCGCGCGCUCGCUUCGUUCCGUGACGACGUGCGCAAGGUCGCGAUCGCCGGUGGAUCGAACAAGGACAUUCUCCAGCUCUGUGACAAGUUCCGCGACAACGACCUGGUCAACCUCGGCGUGCAGCUCGACGACGGACAGGGCGCCGACGGCGGUGCGCUGUACAAGCUCGUCGACCCCGCUGUCCUGAUCAAGGCUCGUGAGGAGAAGGCUGCCGCCGCGGCCGAGAAGGCGGCGAAGAAGGCCGCCAACGCCGCCGCCGCGGAGCAGAAGCGUAUCGCGCAGCUCGAGAAGGGCCGCACGCCGCCUGGAGAGAUGUUCAAGCCGCCCCACGUCAAGGACGGGCUGUACACCAAGUGGGACGAGGCUGGCAUUCCGACGCACGACGCUGAGGGCAAGGAGGUGGCCAAGAGCGCGAGCAAGAAGUUUGCCAAGGAGUACAAGCAGCAGGAGAAGCUGCACGACGCCUUCAAGGCGUGGCAGGCCGAGGGCGGCAAGUAA
Trichosporon asahii var. asahii CBS 2479 is the source of this 2388-nucleotide messenger RNA. Its product is annotated as cysteine-tRNA ligase. The transcript is spliced from 4 exons. The record is from RefSeq and is a predicted model, not a curated record. NCBI's taxonomy places the organism in Eukaryota, Fungi, Basidiomycota, Tremellomycetes, Trichosporonales, Trichosporonaceae. Gene Ontology annotation, biological process: cysteinyl-tRNA aminoacylation. The coding region runs from base 1 to 2388 and encodes 795 amino acids. Gene Ontology annotation, molecular function: cysteine-tRNA ligase activity; ATP binding. Gene Ontology annotation, cellular component: cytoplasm.